AUGUACUCCAAACCUCAAACGAUGUAUUCACGAAACGGAGCCGCUAACUCGAUGCCCGCUCUGAGAAGAACCAGCACGCCAUCAGCAAUAUAUGAUGAUAUAGAUGAUAAUUCCCGAUGCGAUUCCGAGUUUUCAUUCAGUGAAUACAUGCCCCUGCCAUACAACCGCAGCUCCUCUCAUGUAGAAGAGGAUGAAGAAUAUUCAUUUGACCCAAAAAGAUCGAAAUUUAACUCUGCCCAAAGAUCGUUCUUCAAUAGAUCUAGGACUGCAAGGAAUGAUAUUGAGAAUUUGAGGGAAAGUUCUUUGGCUGCAAUUCGGGAAAGCCAACUAACAAGAAUGGAGUCGGAAAUUGGACUUAUUCAAUUUAAUCUCAAUGAAUUGAAGAGAGAAAUGAUGAGAUUGACUGGUUCAUCGCAACAAGACCGAAAAACCACUCAACAGCUUCAACAAGAGUUGAGAAAUGCUGAUCGCGCAAGAACCACUCCAAACGGAAAGAAAGGACCAACCAAGACCAGUCCCGUAAAGCUGUCCUCAGAUACCUCAAAUCAUCAAGAUGAAUCCGUUGAGACAGAACGGCUUAUUCAGGAUGAAUUGGAUAUUUUGAAGAGAAUUUAUUCGGACAACUUGGAGUUUUUGCUAGUAGUUCUAAAGGAGAUGAAGUUUAUUACCACUAACUCUGCAAGAAUGGAGUGUCUUGAUUUUCUUUCCCAAAUUAGAAAACGGGAAGAAAGUGAAAUAGAAAGAUUGAAAUCUCCAAAGAAAAACAUUAGUUUUUGCGGCAGAGAGGCUAAUUCUAACAGUUCAAGAGGCAAUAUCACUUCAGGAGAUUCAGUUUCGGUUACAACUUCCCUGCGGGUUGGUGCAAGCUCAGAUGCUGGAAACGACGACCUUGAAAGCGUUUCCUCAGAAUUUGACGACAACAGAAGCGUAAAUGAAUUAAUGACCAUGAUGAACGCAAAGGUCGAAGAUCUCAUCACUAAGCUGGCGAAUGAAAAAUCGCUUGAAGACGUUGUAAGCCCAAUCUCAAAAGGAGAUGUAAUCCAUUUAUGCAGAGAAAUUUACUCAUUGUUGAAUGAAAUGAGUGUGGAGUCUGAUAUUGAGAUAAUCAAUUCGUGUUUUGAUGUUCUAGAAUUAUACAUUGGAAAAGAUUUGGAUGAAGAAGUUCAAGAGGAGAUAGUUACAGACCUUAUGGAUAUUUUAACUACCUUCUUAUUCUUCUACAGAGCUGUUGGAAGACUUUUGAGUCAGGCAGAGUUUGUAGACGAAAAGCUUCAAAGAGAAUACGUGGAACAAAGAUUCGAAAAACUAAGAGAAAAGAAAGACCGUGAUUUGGAAAGCAUUUUAACCACACGUGCGCAACUAAGGGCUGAUUCUUCAAGAAAAUCCAUUGAUCAAGAGUCCGAUUUAAAGGAAGGUGAAUCGAGAAAGGAAGAUGGAGAGGAAGCUUCAACAACUGAAAAAGAGGAACAAGACAAUGUAUUUGACAAUUUGAUGACCCUUGAGGAGUUGAUGUAUCGUGAUAGCUUGGAAAACAAUGACAACGAUACCAUUGAAACCAAAGAAGAAGCUGAAGAUGUUGAUGAGACACCAGGAGUACGUGCUGACACAGUUGUAUCAGGAAAAGGCAUUGUAUAUUCCAGUCCUAAAACAGUCACACCAAAACAAUCAACCCCGCAAACAAACAAUGGAUCGCCUUCUCAACAACCACGGUCACAAAAGGUAACAGAGGAAUCUUUGAGACCUUUUGUGAGUACAAUCAAUGAAGAUCGGCUCAAGGAAAUGAUGGAAAAAGAAGGCGACGAGAUGGACAUGCAAUUUCUGUUGAAGGUUGGUUCUAUUAAGGCAAGCGGAGUAAAUCAGGAUGACAGAGACUAUGCGGAGUUCGCCUCAAACUACUUUAGCACCAAUUGA
Messenger RNA from Naegleria fowleri, 1911 nucleotides. RefSeq lists its product as uncharacterized. The transcript has 2 exons. NCBI's taxonomy places the organism in Eukaryota, Heterolobosea, Eutetramitea, Acrasida, Naegleriidae. The coding region runs from base 1 to 1911 and encodes 636 amino acids. The record is from RefSeq and is a predicted model, not a curated record.